Molecule: messenger RNA, 321 nt
Organism: Juglans regia (Persian walnut)
Lineage: Eukaryota; Viridiplantae; Streptophyta; Magnoliopsida; Fagales; Juglandaceae
Exons: 2
Coding region: 1-321 (106 amino acids)
Source: RefSeq, a predicted model, not a curated record
AUGCUGGAAAGCAUUGACUACAUGCAUUGGAUUCCAGCAUUGACUACAUGCAUUGGAAGUGGAAAAAUUGUUCUGCAGCCUGGAAAGCAUGCAUUUUUUGGUAUGCCUGGUUCACAUAACGACAUUAAUAUGCUAGAGAUAUCUUCUAUAUUCACGGAAUUUGCCCAAGGGCGUGCUCUUCCAAUCAAUUAUACAAUCAAUGGCAACGACUACGCUAUGAGGUAUUACCUUGAUGAUGGUAUUUAUCCCAAGUGGCAAACUUUUGUGAAGACGAUUCCAUCACCACAAGGGAAUAAGAAGAAAAUUUUUGUGAAAGCAUAA